UUUACUAAGGAAAAUUGUUAAGCAUCAAAAUGGAGAAUACACUGUCUGAUGUUAGAGUUAUCAACACAAAAUUACGAGACUUAAAAACAGAAGACACUCCGAUACCUGGUAUAAAGUUAGCCGAAAAUUUGCGAAAAUCAUUACUCAGAUUAAAAGGAAGGUUUAUAAGUGAAGAUGGGAAGUCAGUAAACUACUUGCAAAUGAAGGAAAGCCCAGAGUUCAGAGCAUAUUUAACAGAUGCAAAUGAUCUAUGCAGAGUUGAUUUAAGCCACAUGUCAGAGGUUGAAAGAAAAGUUUUCUUUUUGAACAUAUAUAACUCGCUAACAAUUCAUGGAUUACUGGAGCAGCCAGCCCUGCCUGACUCUGUUCUCAGCGUUAGACAAUUCUUUAAAACAACAGCAUACAAUAUUGGAGGCCAUGUUUACUCCCUGGAUGAUAUAGAACAUGGUAUCUUGAGAUGUAACAAUUCCCAUCCUGCCUCUAUUACACCUCAGUUUCCUCCUGAUGACCCAAGGUUAAAGUUUAUUUGUCAUACUCUAGAUCCCCGCAUCCAUUUUGCUCUGGUGUGUGGAGCUAAGUCAUGCCCAGCCAUAAGCGUAUACAGUGUGGAGAAUAUCGACUCUGCCUUGGAUAAGGCCACGAGAAAUUUCUGUGGCCAGGAGGUGGAGAUUAAGGCCAGAGGUGAUGAGAUUGCCAUCUCUAAGCUGUUCCAGUGGUAUAGGUCCGACUUUGGGAAAGAUGACAUUGAUGUGCUUAAGUGGAUCCAGAAUUAUUUAGGGCCAUCAGAGCAGGAUAAGUUUAGCAUCAUUGUACUCAAGCUAGAGAUGAUGGGGCAUGUCAACAUUAGCUACAGGGACUACAACUGGACUAUAAAUAAAUAAUCUCUUUGGACCAUAAUCUUCAACUUACAUUCCACUUGUUGGAAAUUCUUUUGAUUUUGGAUUCAAAAGUUUGAUUUUCUCUUCACAUUCUUUAAUGUAUUCUUGAGUCACCUUUGUUAAACAGCACUUGUGCUCCCUGUUAAUUUGAUUUUUGUAUGUAUUACUUAAGAGUAAUAAUUUAUUUGAACUUUUGUAUCCCAGUACGAAAGGCCAGUAUAAUUUUUUUUUGGCCUUGGUUGUUUAUUUCAUUAUAUGUGAGAAUGAGUAUAUAUACUAUCUAGUUCUUUUUUCCCCGUACAUUUUGAUUAUUUGUUUACUAAUAAAAUUAUAUAUUGAAUUGUUGCAUUUAUUUUGAGCUGAAAAAAAAAAAAAAAAAAGAAUCAAAAGCCACUAAGAAUCAAAAGAUGCAAUUGAAAAAAUAAAUCACCCCAGUAAAAUAGAAUACAAUUUUUACAAUGUUGACAGGGAUUUUUCUCAUGUUGUUAUUUAUCUUUUGAGGUGUACACAUAUUCUUAUUCUUUAAUUGUUGUGUUAACAAUUACAAACAUGUUGUAACUUAGCAAUGCAUUUUCACAAUUGUGUUCAGCUGCAAUGCUUGAUGACUAGAUUUUUGCUAAUAAAUUUACCUGUAUGCCUAUUUGAAACAAAAAUGUGUUUACUUUUUAUUGAAAUGUCAUUAGAUUUAGUGAUAAAUUAUUUCACAGCAAUAAUUUCCUUUGAUCCCUGUAAUGUUUCAAGAAUGACAAUAAAUUUUAUGAAUUUUUUUUUUUAAGUAAGCUUUGCCAUUGUAAAAGAAUUUUAAUCAUUCUUAGCUUCUGUAAAAAUUGUAACUUGUUUGUAUAGUAAUUGUAAUAGUAUUUGAAACAUCAGUUUUACUGGUUAAGAAAAAAAAAUUUACAUUUUUUUGUUGUAAUCAUAAUGUGGGGUAUGUUAAUUAUUAAGUGAAUAAAAUGAGAUAAUUUAUUUGCUGUGCUCAAUGCAUUUGUGUAAAAUUAAAAUGCUUAUCUGCCUUAAUACUCUUAUAAGAAUGUAUACCUUGACAUUCCUUGCCUUUAUCUUUCUUGCACAAUGUGGAUGUCUCCAGCAUUAAUCUAUCUAUAUAUAUAAUUCUCCUCUUCGACCGGUUAGAAAACAAGCUGCAAACACUCUCCCUACCUCCCCACCCCUACAUGGUUUUAGUGAGCUGUGUUCACUCUAAAUGUUUACAAGCAGAGCCAACGAUUUUAAACGUAGGGGGUGGGGGGGUUAUGGUCCUUAACGAGCUACUUAUAGUGUUUUAAAGAAAUAUUUUCAGUGUCAGCGUUGGUACUGUCGAAUUCACAAAUUAUGAAUUACUGAAAAUUAGAAACAACUAAAUAGCGGCGUAUGUUAUGCAGCGGGCCGGCUCGUUAUAAUUAAUUUUCUUCUUUAAUUAAGGUUAAUUUUGUACACAUUUAUUUCUUAACACCCAAUAAUAUUUUUAUUAAAAUUAUUACUGUAUCUAUUUAGGAGUUUCAUUCUGUAGUUAGUCAUGUAAAUAUAGAAUAAUUUUAUUGUUUUACUACAGAUCAAAUUAUAUGCAUAUAUGUAAAAUUUUGUAAACAUUUAAAAUCGUUGGGUGUAUUUCUAUUCAAACAUUUGUUAAUAUUUUAUUUGUAUUAGAAUUCUUAAUUCCAAUGUUGUUAUAAAAAUAUCAACACAGGGUUUGAAAUUCUUUCAAAAUUGCUUUUGGGUGUUUUGUUUUUAAAUUUGGGAAAACUGCAUUGAAUGUUUAAAAUACACUUUUUUGUGAUUUGUACAGUAAUAUUUACACAACUAUUUCUUUGUGCAAUCAAAAAUGUUUGUACCUUAACAAAGAUAUACAAUACACAUUUAUUAUUCAGGUAUCUAAUACUUUAUUAUUUCUCUAUAUUUUUUUUUCAUAUUUUUUUUGUGCACACAUUUUUAAAAAUUUACCCUGAAAAUUUUACUUGUAAAGUUUCCUUGUAUAGGUCUGAUCAGCUUGAGUUAAAAUGUAGUUACCAAAUUAGUGUGGGCCAAUACCCUGGUUCUAUUACUUUCUCUGUUGUUAGGUACCAAUGAUUGAUUCAUGGAAAAAUUAUAGUUAACACCCACAGAACAUGGUGUUUCUGGACUAGUAACAGCUCAGCUUGAUGACUAAUAUUACUGAAAUGAUAAAUUUGUUCUUACCAUUCCAAUCAGCUGGUUUAGUAAUAUUGGAGUAAUAUUUCAACAGGGUUUCCUCAUUUUAUUUUGAAUCUUUACAUUUGUUGUGUAAUCUUUUUCUUUUGAUCAUUUUUAGACUUUUUAAUAAAAAA
Messenger RNA from Physella acuta, 3178 nucleotides. RefSeq lists its product as uncharacterized. The record is from RefSeq and is a predicted model, not a curated record. Lineage: Eukaryota; Metazoa; Mollusca; Gastropoda; Physidae.